AUCAUAAGCCCGUCAUAUUUCCUCCGCAUUGCAGGUCCAUCCAGGUCCUAGGAUUCUGUGUGAAAUACUUCCGAAUCCAUCCCCAUUCAGUCUCUUCCUUAUCGUCUAUCUUCAGCCUCGUGGCCUACUAAUCUCUAUACCUGCAUGCAUCUAUCACUUCUUUAUCCAUCCAUCCCAAAUAAUCGAUAAUACUUCACUUCCGAUCCGAUGAAACACCCCCAAACAACCCCCAAAACAAUUAAUGUCCCGUACGGUAAGUACCAAUACAAAGCAAGGCAAGCAAGCACACGACACAACCUGCCUCUUUUUGCCUCCCCUUCCACUCUGCCGACCCAUUCAUCCACUCACCCACCCACCAGCCGACCCGACAAAAUGAAACAAGUGGAAUCCGCCCGACGGGAGAAACACGCUCCACUCGAAGCCGAGUAAGCAAGUAAGCAAGCAAGCAAGCAUAGUCGUUCCAGUUCGUAGCAGCAGCAGCAGGAGAUUCUUAGUUCCCACAAUUAUAACCAAACCAACCCUUUUUCGAUUUUCUCUCAUUGGGUGAUGAGGUCUCCAUCCACUCACGUUUUCUUAUUAGGAACUGGACUGGAACUUGGAACUCCACGUGGCUUGUGAGAGAUUUGAUUAGUCGGUGUUGUUAUUGUGUGGUUUGUUUGGUUAUGGGCACGGCGUGUUGCUGCUACUGACAGCACCCAGAUCUAUCUAAUCACCUACUUUGUAGUACUGCUAUCCAGAUGCAUACUAAGUGAGCUAUACAGAUACAUACAGUAGGUAAGACAGACCUAAAGAAGUAUACCAAUAGGAACCCACGGAAGUAGUAACCAGCUACUAGCAGAACAUAACAGUCAAACAAACAAAAGAAAAAAAGCAAAAACACACACACUUAGUACAGAGUAGGUAACUUCCACGGCCUUCUCCCUGCAAGUAAUCCUCAUUAAAGAAAGAGGGCCAGCCACACUUCUCGACUGGUGUCAACUAAGUAUUCU
Molecule: messenger RNA, 989 nt
Organism: Aspergillus welwitschiae
Lineage: Eukaryota; Fungi; Ascomycota; Eurotiomycetes; Eurotiales; Aspergillaceae
Exons: 2
Coding region: 208-429 (73 amino acids)
Source: RefSeq, a predicted model, not a curated record